AUGACUGCUACUUUUAUAAUUGUAUUGAUUAUACUGUUCACUUUUCUUAUACAAAUCAAACCGGUACAAACUAUUACUUGCUAUACAUGUAUUGAUUGUGGUGAUCCGUUCGAUUCUAGUUCACCUAAUGUUAGUCAAAGUUUAGCAUCAUGCUAUUAUUGUUAUAAACUAACUGUAUUUAUGGCCUAUGCUCCACGUUAUGUUAUUAAAGAAUGUGUUCAAACAUGUACUCCAACAAAUGGUAUAUGGGGUGGUUCAUCUCUUGAAAUAGAUUGUUGUACAUCAUCAUUAUGCAACAAUGCAUUAGGAAUAUAUUUUCAAUAUACAUGGAAAAAUCGAUUUUUGUUUACAAUAAUUCCAAGUCUUUUUAUAACUCUUUUAUCCACAAUAUAA
This is a messenger RNA of Rotaria sordida, 393 nucleotides long. Lineage: Eukaryota; Metazoa; Rotifera; Eurotatoria; Philodinida; Philodinidae. The record is from the annotation of a GenBank genome assembly.